Molecule: messenger RNA, 537 nt
Organism: Saccostrea cuccullata (small rock oyster)
Lineage: Eukaryota; Metazoa; Mollusca; Bivalvia; Ostreida; Ostreidae
Exons: 3
Coding region: 1-537 (178 amino acids)
Source: RefSeq, a predicted model, not a curated record
AUGACAUAUUGUGUCAGUAAUUUGGUGGAUCCACAUCCUCAGUCCCAGGCCAUGAUGGAGGUGAUAGCAAACAUGAAUCCACAGUUUGGCUACUUGUGUCGACUGGCAUACUAUUCUGAUGAGAGUGAUGUCCCCUCUACAGCUGAUAAAUACCUGAGUACAUCCUCCUGGAAGGAAAGCAUCAUCAGUGAUAUUACUUUUGUACAAGAACCAGAAGAGGAACUCUUGCCACCUUUCAAAUUUUUAUUUUUCCUCCUUACCAAGAACACUGACGAAACUAGUACACAGAAAUUCUGUCUACAUGUGAUGAAAUCAGCCUCACAAAUCAGUGGUGCUCUUAGUAAACAACUUCUGAUGAAGACAAUACUAAAUCCUAACAAAAACACUAUAGAAUCCACAGAUGACCCUCUGAAGGGCCUUCCUAUUCUCAGCAGUGAAGUUAUUUCUGUUAUCAAGGAGAUUCUACAUGACGAACAGGAAUUAUUCCAGGGUAGAUAUUUGUCUGUUUUGUUUAAGAUGUUUAUAUGGCUCCAAUGA